This is a messenger RNA of Penicillium atrosanguineum, 255 nucleotides long. Its product is annotated as Prohibitin-2. The record is from RefSeq and is a predicted model, not a curated record. NCBI's taxonomy places the organism in Eukaryota, Fungi, Ascomycota, Eurotiomycetes, Eurotiales, Aspergillaceae. The transcript has a single exon. The coding region runs from base 1 to 255 and encodes 84 amino acids.
AUGGAACGCAAGCGAAAACGCCAGGCUAAUGCCGACGCUAACCCAUUUCGAAAUGGUCAUCCGGAAAUUGUCAGCCAGUCGCCGCUUGUAUCCUCACCCUCCUCAUUCGAUAUGCUUACCCCGGGCAAGGCCGGAAAUUCGCGCCAAGUGCCUGCUGCACCAGAAGGUUCUUCAAAGCGUCACCACACGCUAGACGGAGUUGUGUCGGUUACUCCAGAACGCCGCCGAUCUAAGCGGUUGACAAAGCCUGGCUAG